GAGUAAACAUCCCGAGCCGGGAAAGUCGAGCUGCACCCGCGUGCGGCCGUCUUGCUGCCGCGGCCGAGAACACCGUGCCCGGGCCUUCGUCCGUGCGGGGUGGCCAACAUGACGGCCCCGGGUCGGAGCCCCCUGGCGCCGCUGUUGGAUACACUGGAGGACUCUUCCGCCUCCCCUGGAGAACAGGUGGAUGCUUAUCUGGCUCUGACCAGUCGUAUGACUGGAGAAGGUGGAAAAGAAAUUCUUACGGAGGUUGAGAAAAAAAUUCUUCGGUUGUAUAAAGUUUUAAGGACUCAUAUUGCCAGUCAAAAUUUGGAGCUGAGUAGUGCUGCUCUACAGGCCUUGGGGUUCUGCUUGUAUAAUCCUAAAGUUACCUCAGGAUUGUCAGAGGCAAAUAUUCAGGAGCUGCUUUCUCAAUUAAAUGAUCAUGUUAAAAGUUCAGACAAAAAUGUUCGUACCAGGGCACUAUGGGUGAUAUCCAAGCAGACAUUUCCUGCCGAGAGUGUUGCCAAAGUGGUACCCAAUAUAAUUGACUCAUUAGAAAUGGUAUAUAAUAAAGGAGAGGUGCAUUCUGCUAUUAUUGAUUUUGAAGCGUUAAAUGUUAUAAUAAGGCUAAUUGAACAAGCCCCGGUUCAAAUGGGAGAAGAGUCAGUGCGGUGGGCCAAAAUAGUCAUACCAUUAGUGGUUCAUUCAGCACAAAAGGUUCAUUUGCGGGGUGCAACCGCUUUGGAGAUGGGAAUGCCUUUGUUGCUCCAAAAACAACAAGAAAUAGCAUGUAUUACGGAGCAGCUUAUGACCACUAAAUUAUUCUCAGAGCUCCAGAAGCUAUUUAUGAACAAAAAUGAGACAUACGUGUUAAAAUUAUGGCCUUUGUUUGUCAAACUUCUUGGGAAGACCUUACAUCGAAGUGGAAGUUUCAUCAAUUCAUUAUUGCAGUUAGAAGAACUAGGAUUUCGUAGUGGGACACCUAUGAUUAAAAAAAUAGCUUUUAUUGCUUGGAAAAGCUUAAUAGACAAUUUUGCUUUAAAUCCAGAUAUACUUUGUAGUGCAAAAAGACUCAAAUUGUUAAUGCAGCCUUUAAGUUCCAUCCACGUGAGAACAGAAACACUAGCAUUAACAAAAGUAGAAGUGUGGUGGUAUUUGCUGAUAAGACUUGGACCUCAUCUUCCUGCUAAUUUUGAACAGGUUUGUGUGCCUCUGAUUCAGAGCACAAUAAGCACCGAUCCUAGUGCUUCCUCUCGUGGAGCUAGUUCUCCUGGUCUAAGUCCUAUGACUCCUGUAUCCAAAGGUGCUUCCCCGUACGGAGUUUCUGUAAACCCCAGGAUGAACUUGAGUUCAAAUUUAAGUGGAAUGGCCACAAUCCCUUCCAUUCAACUUUUGGGACUUGAAAUGUUGCUCCAUUUUCUGUUGGGUCCAGAAGUCUUGAGUUUCGCUAAGCAAAACAAGCUUGUAUUGAGCUUAGAGCCACUUGAGCAUCCCUUGAUCAGCAGCCCUCCUUUUUUCUCCAAGCAUGCGAAUACACUUAUCACUGCUGUUCAUGAUAGCUUCGUUGCAGUUGGAAGAGAUGCAUCUGAUGCAAUUCUCAGUGCUAUCUGGAAGGAGCUAAUUAGCUUGGUCAAAUCAGUUACUGAAUCAGGUAAUAAAAAAGAGAGACCAGGUUCUGAGAUUUUGACUCUUUUACUAAAAUCUUUGGAAGGCAUAGUGAAGUCAGAAGCAUUUCCUGUUUCAAAAUCACUGGUCCUCAUGGAAAUUGCAAUUAAAGGACUUCCCCAGAAAGUAUUAGGUUCACCGGCAUAUCAGGUUGCUAAUAUGGAUAUUCUUAAUGGGACUCCAGCUUUGUUCUUAAUUCAGUUAAUUUGUAGUGAGAAUUUCCUGGAAUGUGGCAUAGCAGAUGAAAAGUUUUUUCUCAAUCUGGAGACACUUGUAGCCUGUGUGCUUUCUGGUCCGACUUCACCACUGGCUUUCAGUGACUCUGUACUAAGUGUUAUAAAUCAGAAUGCGAAGCAAUUGGAGAACAAGGAACAUCUGUGGAGAAUGUGGAGCAUUAUAGUCACGCCGUUAACUGAACUCAUUAAUCAGACCAAUGAAGUGAAUCAAGGUGAUGCCUUGGAACAUAAUUUUAGUGCCAUCUAUGGUGCAUUAACCUUACCAAUAAAUCAUAUAUUUUCAACACAGAAAUUUCCAGCGGCCACUAUGAAAACCUUACUUAAAGCUUGGUCAGAAUUAUAUAGAGCAUUUGCCCGUUGUGCAGCUUUGGUGGCAACAGCAGAAGAAAACUUGUGUUGUGAGGAGCUUUGCUUUAAGAUUUUAUCCAGUGUGGAAGAAGAAGACUUUGCUGAUUUGUUAUUUUUAGAGAGGAUCAUUCAUGUAAUUAGUGUAAUGGUUGAUUGCAUUGAUUUUUCACCGUAUAAUGUUAAAUACCAGUCUAAAGUUAAAUCACCGCAGAGACCUUCAGAUUGGUCCAAAAAGAAGAAGGAGCCCCUAGGGAAAUUGGCUUCUUUAUUUAAACUUAUUGUGAGAGUAAUCUAUGCUUUCCACACUCUGAGCUUCAAAGAAGUUCAUUCGGACACUCUGCUGGCUGUGGGCAACUCGGUCACCAGCAUUCUCUCCAGUAUACUUGGACAUAUUUCAUUACCUUCUGUAAUGCAAAAAAUAUUUGCAACUUUAACAAGACCGCUGGCAUUGUUUUUUGAAAACGCAAAGCUUGAUGAAGCUCCUAGAGUGUAUAGUUGUCUGAGCAUCAAGUUAGAAAAGCUACUAGGAGAAAUUAUUACCUGUCUACAAUUCAACUACACUGGAUCUUACGACAAUGAAUUUCUUGAACAACUCUCCCCACUGUUAUGCAUAAUAUUUCUGCACAAGAAUAAACAGAUACGCAAACAGAGUGCUCAAUUCUGGAAUGCGACAUUUGCUAAAGUGACAACAUUAAUUUAUCCUGAGGACUUAAAACAAGUACUGAGACAAGCCAAACAGAAAUCUCUGCUUCUGUUACCUGGUUUGGAAAAUGUUGAAAUCAUGGAGGAAUCCAGUGGACCAUUUUCAGAUGCAGCAGAAAAUUCACAAUUAAGCUUGAAGAUUAGUGGCAUGGAAAGAAAAUCAAGUGGAAAAAGAGAUUCCUUUUUGUCACAAACAAAAGAUAAAAAAGAUACGAAGACAUCAGCCAAAAUGAAAUUAGACUCAUCUUUAAAAGCAAAGAAUGACAUGUCUUUAGAAGAAGAAAAAUCUGUUGACUUUGUGUUUAUAUCACCAGAAGAAAAUGAAGCGAAGGAAAGAAUCUUAACAGAACAUCAAAAAGAAGUACUUAAAACAAAGCGAUGUGAUAUUCCCGCAAUGUAUAAUAAUCUGGAUGUGUCACAAGAUACUUUGUUUUCUAAUCCGUAUAGUCAAGAAGAAUCUAUGGAAGUUUCGACUUCUACCAGAAAAACAAAGGAAGAUUCAAAGGUAAUGGAGGAGCAAAUGAAGAGUCAUAUUGUCAGGCCUCAAGAUGUUAUGGGAAACUGUGGUACGGAUGAGCAUCUUCCAAAGGCUCCCCUUUCGAAUAAGGAACAUAGUUGUAUUAAUGAAAGCAAUCCAGAAAUAUCCAGCAUUAGCAAUGAUGGCAGGAAAGGAGCUUUAAGUUCAUCAAACAGUAUCUCUACUGAAAGUGAACCUAAUGCAGACAGUUCUUUCAUUGCCAGUAGUGGCUCCAUUUCUAACACCACCGUGUCUGGAACUCCUCUACAGCCUACAAGUCGCAGGCAAAGUUUCAUUACCUUGGAGAAAUUUGAUGGUUCAGAAAAUAGACCUUUUAGUCCUUCCCCACUGAAUGAUAUGUCGUCAUCUGUUUCAGUGAGAAAUAAUCAGGAAAAUAUGAAUAAAACAGAUACUUCAUCAAGAACAAAGACAAGAGAAGUUGCUUCAAAAUGUGACUCUGAUAAAUUAGUGAAUGGAAUUAAGAGAUCUGGCCGGAGGUGGAGUAAAGCAGAACAGUCAGGGAAUAAAAGGUCUAAGCCCUUAUUGAGGUCUGAUCAAGAGAAAAACACUCAGGAAUCUAUUGAAGGUGCAAUAACUUCAGAAAAUAAUCCUGCUGGUUUGCUCAAUCAAACCGAAUGUGUAUUAGAUUAUCGUCCUUCUGAGUAUAGAGCAGAAGAUGAAGAUUCUAAGCUUAAAUCUACAGCAGAAAAUGCAGUAUUGGCAAGUAGCACUGUAGAAGAGAAAAAUGCAGGGAUUAAUUUGGAUUCCAAAGAAAACACCCCUCCUGCAGUAAUAGCAGCAGAUCAGAUGGUAAAUGAGGAUAAUCAGAUUCACGUGACUCCAAAUCCAAAAACCCUUAGGAGAUCAUCAAGACGGCGUUCCGACAUGGCAGAAUCCAGCGCUGAUAGCCAGGAUAAAGAGAAUAAUCAUCAAAAAAGGGAAAAGCGUAGUAAAGAAGAAGAAAAAACUCUGCAAAAAAGUCCCUUUCAUGUAAAAGAGGAUGUGUUGCUAAAACAAAAACUGGCUUCAGAGCAAGCUGCACAAGAAAAUACAACUAACAAAGACAGCAAUAUACAUCAGAAAAUUUCUGGGGAAACCAGUGCUACCAGUGAAAUUGACCAAAAUAAACGAAAGUCAGACAUUGAGAAUAUACCUUCAGAGUGCGAUGUUUCCCAGGAUGCUGCAGAAAAAUCCUCUGAGAAACCUUUCAGAGGGCGAACACGUUAUCAGACAAGAAGAGCCUCUCAGGGCUUGCUUUCCAGCAUUGAAAACUCAGAAUCUGAUAGUUCUGAGGCAAAAGAGGAAGGCUCUAGAAAGAAGAGAUCUGGAAAAUGGAAAAACAAAGGCAAUGACAGUCUUGACAUUGAAGAUCAAGAAGAGAAAAUGGUAAAACAUGAAUGUGUGACAGUUGAAACUCAGAUGCAUGAUAGUAAAGGAGUCUCAGAAGAUAAUUCAGAUAUGAACUCUCCAACUUGUCAAAAAGAUGACAGUAUAAUUCCUCAGGAUUCUGCAAAAUCCUCAGAUUUGUUGCAUGUUUCUGAUGAUGUAUCAAAUACACACGAAGAGGAGAAUAAACCUACCAAAUGUGCAAGUCCACCUUUGCCAGAAUCAAAUCUAAGGACUAGAAAUGCCAGUAAGAGACUGCAUAGGCGUGAGUCUAAUGAUGAUAACAGUUUGGGAGAAUCAUCAAAAGUAGGGACAUCAGAUAGUUCUUUGCUUUCUGAAAAAAGUCUUCAAACUCUUGAAUGCCAACAUAAGAGAAGUAGGAGAGUGCGGAAAUCAAAAGGUUGUGAUUGCUGUGGUGAAAAAUCCCAGUCACAAGAGAAAUCAAUAACUGGUUUAAAGAAUACUGAAAAUGAUGAAAAGAUGACUGAUGUAGAAAAGAUAGAUGUACAAACACCUGUAAAUGUAUCAGAAAGUUCUAGUUCGGAUUCCAAAGUAAAAGUGUUAGAGGGACAACACAGUGUAAAUUUUCACUUUGAUCUCAAGGAAGAAACUGAUACUGCUAAUGAUUCAUUAGUUUUGCCUCACUCUAACUUGAAAGACAGUGUUAUUCAAGAAUCUAUUCCUUCUCCUGUAAGUCUUGAGAAAAAUCAUAGUGUUAUUUCUGCUGAAGGGGAAACGUUUAAAAGCCAAGAACCAGCGAAUAAGAAAUUUAGAACUGUUGGACCAUGUCUAAGUGAUCCCAAAGACAUUGAACAGAAAUGUUCUUUAGAGACCAAAGAAGAUACUCUGGAAGUCAACUCUCAAAUCAAAUGCAACGUUGUUAAUGAGAGCACAGAGUGUAAAGUACUAGCAGAAUCUAAUCCAGAGGAAGUAGAUGUGACACUAGAUGGAGAAGAUGGUAAAGGUGAAAUUAUCUCCUCUGAGCAAGAGAACACCAAAACUGAAAUUUUUGGAAAGGUGGUAGUAACGGAAAAUAAUGAAACAAGCAAAGCACUUGAAGCAGUCACAGCUGAAAUACUGAAUGGUGAAAAAGCUUCAACUGAGGAAUUCAAUUCGAAUAUUAGUCUUUCUGAUAAUAAAAUUCCUGUAAAACAUGAUGCUCGAGGCCAGAUUCCUGAACAGGCACUUGUUGUUAGCAGAGGAGGUGAUAAAACAAGUGAUGAAACAGAGGAGUAUGGAGGCCCCUCUGGAGAAGCAGAUACCAACAUGGACACUUGUGAUGAAAAGGUGAGCAGUGAUGUGGACGCUGAAACUGAGCCUGUCGGGGAAGCUGAGGACAGGGACAUGACUGUAGCAACCUCAAAGACUGAAGAAACUGAAAUGAACAACGAAAUGAAUAUAGGAGCUGACAGGAUUGUUCCUGGAACACCAGCCAUGAAUACCGAAGAACAAAAGGUUGAUUCUGAAAAAACUGAAGUAAAUAAGGAACUUGAUAAGAAAGUAAAUAAUGUAGUAAAUAAUGAAGUCAAUAAUGAAGACACAAAAUUAGAAGAGAGGCACAUUAUAGUACGAGAUUAUAUUUUACCAGAAGUUCAUGAAAGCUCAAAUAAAAUGGACGAAUCAUUCCAGUCCUUGACAUCUGAAACAAUGGUCUCUGACUUGAUUAGAGAAGAUAAUGGAUCGCCUCAAAAACCAAGGGAAUGCGAUCCUUUACUCCUGUCAGCAAAUGAAAGUCCCAGUGGCAUGCAGACUCGGUGUGUGUGGUCACCCUUGGCUUCUCCAUCCACUAGUAUUUUAAAGAGGGCACUAAAAAGACCCCAAGAGGAUGAGAACUCUUCGCCUGUUAAUAAGGUUCGCCGUGUCUCCUUUGCAGAUCCAAUAUAUCAAGCUGGAUUGGCAGAUGACAUUGAUAGACGAUGCUCUGUUGUUAGGUCCCAUUCUUCAAAUAAUUCUCCCAUAGCAAAAAGUAUUAAAAUGUCACCCACCUCACAGUCUAAGCAUAAUACCACUUCAAUCAGAGGAUUUCUGUCCCCUGGAUCACGUAGCCCUAAAUUUAAGAGCUCAAAGAAGUGUUUAAUUACAGAAAUGGCCAAAGAAUCCAUUCCAUGCCCAACAGAAUGUGUUUACCCAGCUUUGGUGAACUGUGCAGCACCAGUUGACAUUAUUUUACCUCAGAUUACAUCAAACAUGUGGGCAAGAGGUCUGGGACAGCUCAUCAGAGCCAAGAAUAUAAAAACAAUUGGUGAUUUGAGUACUCUCACAGCUUCUGAAAUAAAAACUCUUCCUAUACGUUCUCCAAAAGUGUCCAAUGUGAAAAAAGCCCUUAGAGUUUAUCAUGAGCAACAGAUGAAAUCUCAUGGACUUGAAGAAAUUCCAGUUUUUGAUAUUUCUGACAGAACAGUGAAUGGCAUAGAAAAUAAAUCUGAUGAAGAAAGACUUGCAUCAGACUUGAUGGAUCCUGUUACUUUAGAACCUCCAUUUUCUAAAAAUCUCAUGGCACAGAUCAGUGCUCUUGCCCUGCAGUUGGAUUCAGAAGAUCUGCAUAAUUAUUCAGGAAGCCAACUAUUUGAAAUGCACGAGAAACUUGGUAGUAUGGCAAACUGUAUAAUAAAAAAUCUGCAGUCACGUUGGAAGUCAACAGCCCAUGAAAAUUCUGUUUAGUAUUUCAAGAACACACUGAAAUUUUUAAAAUAUCAACCGAUUUCUUGAUUGUCAGACUCAGUGGUGUAGCACAAUUUCAGACUUUGCAAAGAUGGUAAUAUUUUAAAAUACCAAGAGACAAUGAUUUACCAUUAUGAAAGCUCAAAUUUGUAUUUUCAUUAUGUGUGUCCCCACCCCCCACCCCCCAGUGUAAUCUUUCUGACUGCUGUGUUGUUGUCAAGAAAUUGAAAUGUCUGAGAUGUGAAACUCAUUUUAUUUUGCACUUUCUUCAACUCAUGCGUAUUCCACUGAAAUAAUGUAAUGCUCAAUGUUUUAAGUAAAACUGAAAAAUUUUUGAGUUUCUGAUGAACUGAUUUUACAAAUUAUUUGUAUUUGUUGGGGCUGAAAUUUAAAUUUCUUCUUUGUGUAACAUCUGAAAAGACGCCGAGUAGUUUUUCUGCAAAUGUCAGUCCUGGACAGUCUUGGAGAAAGAUACCAGGAGGUUUCAUCUCUGGAGGUGAAAUCGUAGUGCAGAAUAUAUUCAGAUUUCGCUAGUUUAUGUUAGCAAAUACUUGAGCAGCAAAAUGUGCCUGUGAAAAUUUACUGUUUAAAAACAAUAGUAUUUGUUCUUAAAUGCAUGACUUUGUGUACAUUAUGUAUAGAAAACAAUAUUUUUAAUUUAUAAAUCUCAGCUUUUGUUAAUUGCAUGAAUUCUCUGCAGCUUUUUGUGAAUAGCUUCUUUGAUUUGACAGAAUUUUUGUAUAUAUUUGAUACGGAGUUUUCGGAGACAGAAGUGCCUCCUGGGCUCGUUACAGAUACUUGUAGUAUUCUGUAUCUACAGAUAAGACAGCAAAUAGUUUUGUACUUAGCUAAUAGUCUUAGUUAACAGAUGAGCUUAUUUUCUAACAUAUCUAGAACUAGUAACAUGACCAAAAUUAGAAAAUGUUAGGUGACAGCAUAUCCUUAACUGCCCCGUAGCCCUCCCCUCCCAUUUUGUUUGGAAGAGGAUAUUGCCCACUAAACAGUGUUCCAUUCCAUUUCUUCUUAUGGAGAGUUGGUCUAUUUUCAUUGCAAGUUGGACUAUAUAAGAAGUCUAAAA
Molecule: messenger RNA, 8578 nt
Organism: Ochotona curzoniae (black-lipped pika)
Lineage: Eukaryota; Metazoa; Chordata; Mammalia; Lagomorpha; Ochotonidae
Gene: RIF1
Product: replication timing regulatory factor 1
Exons: 36
Coding region: 109-7500 (2463 amino acids)
Biological process (GO): telomere maintenance
Cellular component (GO): nucleus
Source: RefSeq, a predicted model, not a curated record